This is a messenger RNA of Peronospora belbahrii, 1356 nucleotides long. Lineage: Eukaryota; Oomycota; Peronosporomycetes; Peronosporales; Peronosporaceae. The record is from the annotation of a GenBank genome assembly.
AUGGAUGAGAGCGGACUCGAGAAGGAACGUCAUGGCGCUGGUUUUGCUAUAGGAACGACGUUAGUAGCGCGUUGGAUGGACAAGAUCGAACGUACUUGUGUUGUGAUUGAUCGUACAAGACAAAAGAAUAGUAGUAAUCAUCAGUAUAAGUAUUACGUACAUUGGCAUGAUUUUAAUCGUCGUAUGGACGAAUGGAUUAAUGAACAUGACAUUGUACGACGUGGGACUAAUGAAGAGACACAGAAGUUACAGGAAAAAGAUGCCAAAGAGAAGGAAAAAGAGCAACGAGACAAGAGUCGAAAUCAUAAUCAAACACUUGCUCCCAGUCCAGACGCGUUGACUCGAACUCGAGGACAGAAACGGAAGACAUCAGAUGAUCAAGAUUUUGAACCACCAGAGGAAGAACAUGAUGAACAUGAAGGCAUGGAUGCUGCUAGUAUUCGAGAACAUGAAGAAGUGACGAAAGUCAAGAAUGUUCGUUUCGUGGAAAUGGGACGUUUUCGCAUGGCUGCUUGGUACUUUUCACCUUUUCCAAAAGAGUAUUAUCCUGAUGGAUCCAUUGAUUGCCUACAUUUUUGCGAGUUCUGCAUGGCAUUUUUCUGCUACAAACGUGAGCUAAGAGUGCAUCAAGAGCGUCGCAUAUGCAAUCGUCAUCCACCCGGUAACGAAAUUUAUCGGCACGAGAAUUUGAGCGUAUUUGAAGUGGAUGGUGCAGUUUCCAAGAUUUACUGCCAGAAUCUUUGCUACUUUGCCAAGUUGUUUCUCGAUCACAAAACGCUAUACUACGACGUGGACCCGUUCCUGUUCUUUAUUAUAUGCGAAGUUGACUCGCGUGGUUUCCACCCGGUGGGUUAUUUCUCCAAGGAGAAGUACUCUGAACUGGGUUACAAUCUGGCUUGUAUCCUGACAUUCCCAUGCCACCAACGCAAAGGCUACGGUCACUUCAUCAUCCAGUUCUCGUAUGAGCUGAGUAAGAAAGAAGAGAAGGUAGGGUCACCCGAAAAGCCUCUAUCAGAUCUGGGCCUGGUAAGUUAUCGGAGCUACUGGACGCGCGAAUUGCUUCGCAUUCUCCGGGAUUAUCCCGAGAAAGAAGUAUCCAUUAUGGAGCUCACAAAGAUUACCUCUAUCAAGAACGAGGACAUCAUUGCAACUCUGCAACAUCUCAAUAUGAUAAAGUAUCUAGGUGGACAGUAUGUUUAUGUCGUGCCAACACAAAUUGUAGACGCGCAUCUGACAAAGCUAUCUAAGACGGGUCCACAGGUUGUUCCUGAAAAGCUGCACUGGGCGCCACUGCACCUAGACAUUAAACGUGACAAGUGGUCAUUGAAGGCGAUGACUGCAGACAAGGAGGAUUAA